Messenger RNA from Trypanosoma cruzi, 1713 nucleotides. RefSeq lists its product as uncharacterized. Gene Ontology annotation, biological process: conversion of seryl-tRNAsec to selenocys-tRNAsec; selenocysteine incorporation. The transcript has a single exon. Bases 1 to 1713 code for a protein of 570 amino acids. NCBI's taxonomy places the organism in Eukaryota, Euglenozoa, Kinetoplastea, Trypanosomatida, Trypanosomatidae. The record is from RefSeq and is a predicted model, not a curated record. Gene Ontology annotation, molecular function: tRNA binding; O-phosphoseryl-tRNA(Sec) selenium transferase activity.
AUGAAUGAGCGGGCAUUGUCGCUGGCGGAGGGUUUUGUCUCGGCGAAUUAUGUUCAGGCAGGAGGAGAGGCACUCCGCGCAAAUGAGCGUUUGGUACGUUCCGUCCUUGCCCAGCGUCGGUGUCCUGAGAAGGGCAUGUCAGAUGUUGCCAUUGAGUGGCUGCUGCAUCAACUUGCGUUGAUGGAUACAAAUAACUUUCCUGCACAUGUCGGUGCGGGGGAGCGGGAGGGUCGCGUCGCAGCGCCACUUGUUGCACGGAGGAACUACGGCCUUGCUCACGGUAUCGGACGCUCUGGUGAUAUUUUGAGCGACCAACCAAAGGCAGCCGGUUCGAGUUUGAUACACAAAUUAACAAACUGCAUGAUGUUAGAUCUGCUGCGACUCGCAGGAGCGCCGUCCAUUGAGUCGGCUGUGGUUUUCCCCAUGGCUACAGGAAUGACACUGUCGUUGGUGUUACGCGCUCUGGCGUUGUUGCGGCGAGAUGAGAAGCGGAAGGAAAUGCCGGAUUUGCUGAAGGGUGCCGUGGAGGACGAGCCCCGCUAUGUCAUUUGGGCCCGUAUUGAUCAAAAGACGGCACUGAAGUGUAUUGAAGCGGCAGGAUUUGUGCCAGAGAUUGUGGAACUUCGGCAUGCACCGUUGCAGCGAAAAGGCACCUGUGGUUUAGGGUUAGGUAGUGAGACGUGCCUGCAUCCCUUUUUUCUUCAAGUCCACCUGGACGACAUCGUCGCCGCGAUUCAACGUGUUGGUGGGCCCAAACAUGUGCUUUGUGUGCUUUCGACGACCAGCUGCUUUGCUCCACGUAUCCCGGACGACGUUCUUGCCAUCGCCAAGCAUUGUAAAUUCAUGAAUAUCCCGUACGUGGUCAAUAAUGCCUACGGCGUGCAAAGCCGAGUCAUCAUGCGGCGUCUGGAUGCGGCGAUGCGGUUGGGGCGCAUAGACGCCAUGGUGCAGUCAGGAGACAAAAAUUUUCUUGUCCCCGUAGGCGGCGCCGUGCUUAGCGGUAAAAAGCAUGUGGUGGAACGUGCUGCCGCCUUGUACGCAGGGCGCGCAAGUAUUUCGCCGAUUGUGGAUCUCUUUAUAACGGCUCUGAGUAUGGGCCGCGGCGGCUUUCAACGCCUCUGGGAAGUACGUUAUGAGGUGCUGAACAUGGUUCAGCAAGGGCUGCGUAGGUUUGCGAUGGCUAGGGGUGAAGUUUUGCUAGAGGAAGAAGAUGUAAAUGACAUCGCCGCUUCCGCCUCCGCUGCUGGCUCUACUGGGGCUGCCGCAACAGCGUCUUGUACAGUACGUGGAACACAUAGGAAUGACAUUAGCUUUGCAGUUACCAUGCAUACGGUGGGAGGGGCGGCGAAUGCAAAGGCGAUAGGAGCGCGUCUAUUUCGUGGCGCUGUCACAGGACCACGGGUAAUUGUACCUGACUCGACGAUAAAACAAUUGUGUGGGUUGUCGUUUCGUAACUACGGCAUGCACACCGAUGAGGUUCUGCCAUGCCCGCUACUUGUCAUGGCGUGUGGAAUUGGUACGACGGCGGAGGAGGUACGUGGAGUCAUGGAGCGACUGGAGGUGGCGUGGCCAUUACCAAGAACACUAUCAUCAGCACCGCUGGUAGCAGCAUCCGUAAUGGAACCGCCGUUGGAAAAGAUAAAAGAUGUGGCACCUGAAGUUGUUGUCAAUUAUGGUGUGGAUGACAGCGGAGAGGAGGAGGAGGCAUUAUAA